AUUUAAAUUAGAUCUUUGAAUAUCAAAACUAUUUUUCAUAGUAUUUUAGUAUGCCAUUCAAUGUUUUUAUGUUUUUUCUUAAGAGCAUGCUAUACAGCAAUUUGUUGUCUCCGUCUUGCAAGUGCUUUAUAUUGCAAAUUUACGUUCAGAAGAUAAGGAUUAACUCGGUUGGUUUAAAAAUUAAAGUGAAUCGACCAAAUAUGAAACUUGAUGGCGAGAACAUUAACUGUGUUCAUGAAACGUCCAAUGCUGAUUUAGUAGAUAAGGAAAAAGAUGAAACGUCCAAUGCUGAUUUAGUAGAUAAGGAAAAAGAUGAAACGUCCAAUGCUGAUUUAUUACGUAAUAUUUUGAAAAAAGAUGAAACGUCCAAUGCUGAUUUAUUACGUAAUAUUUUGAAAAAAGAUGAAACGUCCAAUGCUGAUUUAGUAGAUAAGGAAAAAGAUGAAACGUCCAAUGCUGAUUUAGUAGAUAAGGAAAAAGAUGAAACGUCCAAUGCUGAUUUAGUAGAUAAGGAAAAAGAUGAAACGUCCAAUGCUGAUUUAGUAGAUAAGGAAAAAGAGCAUGCUAUACAGCAAUUUGUUGUCUCCGUCUUGCAAGUGCUUUAUAUUGCAAAUUGACGUUCAGAAGAUCAGGUUUAACUCGGUUGGUUUAAAAAUUAAAGUGAAUCGACCAAAUAUGAAACUUGAUGGCGAGAACAUUAACUGUGUUCGUAUGUUGGUUUUUUUUAUGAUUGUCAGUUCUUAAGUUCAAGUGCCCACGAAUAAUAUUUCUAAAUUAUACAAAAAAAUAAGAAAAACCAUAUAAUAUGAUAUUCGUAAAAAAUAUAUAUUAUGUAUAUAAAAUGUAAAAAUCACAAUAUAAUCUAUUCUUAACAUUAUAAAGAGAAAAUGUUUGAUUGUUUGUAACGAAUAAAUCCUAAAAAAUAAAGGGUAUAAAUCCCUUGUUUGUGAACCUAGGCCUGAGCGAUUUUUCUUUGACCAACCGAUUAUCAAUUGUAGGUUCUAAUCGAUUUCACCAGUUAAUCGUAUAUUCGACUGAUCAAUACAUUUAUCACUCCGCUCAAAAUCUAAAAUAUUGUAAAU
This is a messenger RNA of Acyrthosiphon pisum (pea aphid), 1082 nucleotides long. Its product is annotated as myb-like protein X. The record is from RefSeq and is a predicted model, not a curated record. The coding region runs from base 51 to 617 and encodes 188 amino acids. Lineage: Eukaryota; Metazoa; Arthropoda; Insecta; Hemiptera; Aphididae. The transcript is spliced from 10 exons.